CGCUUCUCCCGGACAAUGGUCUUUGCCAUCGAGGAGAUAAACAACAGCACCGAUCUGCUGCCCGGCAUCAAACUCGGGUAUCGGAUCUAUGAUUCCUGCGUGUCGGUUCCUGUUUCGGUGCACGUGGCAUUUGAACUAACAAACGGUGAGGACCCCGUGUUCUACGAAGGCAUGAACUGCUCCCGGUCCGGUGUGGUGAUGGCUGCUGUCGGAGACGCGGGAUCCUCUAACUCCAUCAGCGUCUCACGUGUUAUUGGAUCAUUCAACAUUCCUCUGGUGAGCCACUUCGCCACUUGUGCUUGCCUAUCAGAUAAGAAACAGUUCCCAACUUUUUUCAGAACCAUUCCCAGUGACCAUUACCAAGCUGAUGCACUGGCCAAGAUGGUGAAACACUUUGGUUGGACUUGGAUAGGAGCCGUCCACUCAAACUCAGACUAUGGAAAUAAUGGCAUGGCCUCUUUUCUGGAAGCUGCACUCAGAGAGGGGAUCUGUGUGGAGUACAUUGAAUCCUUCUUUAGAUCUGACCCACAGAUCAAGAUCAAAAGAGUUGCAGACGUUAUCCGUAGAUCAACAGCAAAGGUUGUUCUGGCAUUUACGGCUGUUGGCGAAAUGAAAGUCCUUCUGGAGGAGUUGGCAUUGGACCCUCCUCCACCUCGUCAGUGGAUCGCGAGCGAGGCCUGGAUAACUGACCCAAACCUAAUGAGCUUCAGUUUCUGUGCGGGGGCAGUCGGGGUAGCCAUUCAGAAAUCUGUCAUCCCAGGAUUGAGAAACUAUCUUCUGGAUCUCUCUCCGUCAAAAGUGGCUGCUUCUCCGGUGCUUACUGAGUUCUGGGAGGACGCGUUCAACUGCAGCCUGACAGAAACUGUUGACAAAGAAAAGAGAGUGUGUGAUGGAACUGAAGAUCUUAAAACAGUUAAAAACCCGUACACUGAAACAUCUCAGUUAAGAGUUUCUAACAUGGUGUACAAGGCUGUUUAUGCAAUAGCACAUGCUAUUCACAAUGCAGUCUGUGAGGAAACUAAUAAAACCACACACUGUGACAAACGCUACAAACUGGAGCCCAAACAGGUCUUGAAUGCAUUGAAGAAAGUUAACUUUUCAAGAAAUGGCUACCAUGUGUCAUUUGAUGCUAAUGGAGAUCCUGUGGCUGUUUAUGAACUGAUAAACUGGCAGAAAAGUGAGAGUGGAGUUAUUGAACUGGUAACAGUGGGAUAUUAUGAUGCAUCACUGCCAAGAGGCCAGGAGUUUCACAUCAACAGGAAGAUAACCUGGGUGGAAGGUGGCACACAAGUUCCAGUGUCUGUUUGCUCGGAGAGUUGUCGUCCAGGAACUCAUAAAGUGUUGCAAAAGGGAAAGCCCAUCUGUUGCUAUGACUGCAUACCAUGUCCUCCAGGAGAGGUUAGCAAUAUGACAGAUGCGGUUGAUUGUUUCCCAUGCUCCGAAGAGUUUUGGCCAAAUACAAGGAAUGAUUCCUGUUUCCCAAAAUCUGUGGAGUUUCUUUCCUUUGACGAAGGCCUUUCAAUCAUCCUGAUUGUUUUCUCUGUUGGUGGAGCCUUUCUGGCCAUCAUUACAGCAGUGAUU
Molecule: messenger RNA, 1581 nt
Organism: Poecilia reticulata (guppy)
Lineage: Eukaryota; Metazoa; Chordata; Actinopteri; Cyprinodontiformes; Poeciliidae
Source: RefSeq, a predicted model, not a curated record